Andrographis paniculata is the source of this 1182-nucleotide messenger RNA. RefSeq lists its product as uncharacterized. Gene Ontology annotation, cellular component: intracellular membrane-bounded organelle. NCBI's taxonomy places the organism in Eukaryota, Viridiplantae, Streptophyta, Magnoliopsida, Lamiales, Acanthaceae. The record is from RefSeq and is a predicted model, not a curated record. The coding region runs from base 404 to 991 and encodes 195 amino acids. The transcript has 6 exons.
GGAAUGAAUGUCUGAUGGGUUUAUUAGGCCAAAUCAUUCCACCACCACCAGCAGCAGGGAGGCGAACCCAAACGAAACACUGACCUUUAGUAUUUAAUAAUAAUAAUAAUAAUAUAAUAAUAAUAUAAAGGAGAGAUAAAAGUGGAAAGCAGUGGUACGAAAAACCGGGAUAGGCAGGCAGGGCGACGGCGGUGUCAUGUGCCCGUGAAGGAGGAGGAGAGCAGGUAGGUGGCUGACUAAGGAUCAGGAGCAAUAACAACCAGGUCUGGAUCACACGACUCAAUCCUCAUUGAUUUCACCACCAGCCUCCACGCAUCCCGACAUAAUUUCUAGUACCACCGUCACAAAGACAAGUGCAUUCAAAUUCCAAGAUUCAGGUUUGCCUCGUCCUUUUCCAAUCCCCAUGCUCGAACGCUUCGGAUUCGCGCUGGCCUCGUGGUGGCGCAUCAAGUUCGUCGACCCUCUUCUGCAAAUCCUCCGCCGGGGAACUGAGCCGAAGAAGUUGGCGUUCUCCGCUGCGCUGGGGAUCACCUUAGGAAUUUUCCCCGUCUGUGGUGUUACCGUGUUUCUAUGCGGGAUCGCUAUUGCCGUACUUGGACCCGUCUGUCAUGCUCCGACUGUAAUGCUGGCUAAUUUUGUUGCUACUCCCAUUGAACUAAGUUUGAUGGUUCCAUUUCUACGAUUUGGUGAAUUUGUCACUGGUUGGCCUCAUUUUGCUUUAACUUCUGAUGCUUUUAAGAAGGUCUUGACUGGUCAAGCUUCACAGGGAGUCUUGCAGAGCAUCCUCUGUGCGUUGUUGGGAUGGGUGGUCGCAGCGCCCCUAAUCUUAGGAGCUCUCUAUCUGUUGACUUUACCAUGUUUCAAGAUUCUAGUUCUUAAAUUUGGUGCAGUUGCGUCAAGCCCAAAGAAGACGGUACCCAACUCCAUCUCGAGCCCUAGAAAACCAGGGAAUUCUCCUUCUGAGGUAAGGCUAAAAGUCAGGGAUGUGUGACAGAACAGGCCCACACUCUACACUCCAAUUAUAUAUAUAUAUAUAUAUAGUGUAAAUAUCUUGUCGGACGAGUGCAUGUAAUUGUGAGUGAAGCACGUUGUUGAAACUGUAUUGGAAUUAGCAGUUACGUUGUGGCCUGUGGGAACAAGCCAAACUAUAGCAAAUUCCUGAUAUUAAUUUAUACUAUACUA